AUGUACGAAAACUUCUCCAAUAUAACAAAAACCCGGAAAGAUAUGUACAAGAGUCCCAAAACACGACUCAUAGCAUCGAGGUUUACGGCAGAGGGAAACGGGGUUGAGGCGCCUGUCGUCAAGUUACACGUGGACAUUGAGAACAUGCCAACUGUGAGGCAGAAGAUAUGGACAGACAAAGUUAUGGCUGGGAAUACUUCAGUAUCAGAAUCUACACUUUUUAAGAUGUACAAGCUGUUUCCGAAUACAUUUGCGUUGAAAUGA
Messenger RNA from Sclerotinia sclerotiorum 1980 UF-70, 264 nucleotides. RefSeq lists its product with no specific name. The record is from RefSeq and is a predicted model, not a curated record. The coding region runs from base 1 to 264 and encodes 87 amino acids. Lineage: Eukaryota; Fungi; Ascomycota; Leotiomycetes; Helotiales; Sclerotiniaceae. The transcript has a single exon.